Molecule: messenger RNA, 2054 nt
Organism: Urocitellus parryii (Arctic ground squirrel)
Lineage: Eukaryota; Metazoa; Chordata; Mammalia; Rodentia; Sciuridae
Gene: Yju2
Product: YJU2 splicing factor homolog
Biological process (GO): mRNA splicing, via spliceosome
Cellular component (GO): U2-type catalytic step 1 spliceosome
Source: RefSeq, a predicted model, not a curated record
GUCAGUAAUAGAAGCCGAAGGAAGUGACGUAAGCGGAAGUACAAGAAUAGUCAGAGAAGCUCCAUAAAUAACGAAUCUAACCCGUUGUCUGGAACUAGCGAGACGAGAAGGCGGCAAAGAUGUCGGAGCGCAAAGUUUUAAACAAAUACUACCCUCCAGACUUCGACCCGUCAAAGAUCCCCAAACUCAAGCUCCCCAAGGACCGGCAGUACGUAGUGCGGUUGAUGGCCCCAUUCAACAUGAGGUGUAAGACGUGCGGAGAGUACAUCUACAAGGGCAAGAAGUUCAAUGCUCGCAAGGAGACGGUGCAGAACGAGGUCUACCUGGGCCUGCCCAUCUUCAGGUUCUACAUCAAGUGCACGCGCUGCCUGGCCGAGAUCACUUUCAAGACAGACCCUGAAAACACCGACUACACCAUGGAGCACGGGGCCACGCGGAACUUCCAGGCGGAGAAGCUCCUGGAGGAGGAGGAGAAGCGGGUGCAGAAGGAGAGGGAGGACGAGGAGCUGAACAACCCCAUGAAGGUGCUGGAGAACCGCACCAAGGACUCCAAGCUGGAGAUGGAGGUGCUGGAGAACCUGCAGGAGCUGAAGGAGCUCAACCAGCGCCAGGCGCACGUGGACUUCGAGGCCAUGCUGCGGCAGCACCGCCUGUCGGAGGAGGAGCGGCGGCGGCGGCAGCAGGAGGAGGACGAGCAGGAGACCGCGGCCUUGCUGGAGGAAGCGCGGAGGCAACGGCUGCUGGAGGACUCGGACUCUGAGGACGAGGCCAAGCCCGCCCCGCCCCGGCCCGUGCUGCGGCCCCAGCCCACCGCCAUCCUGCACGAGGCCCCGAAGGCCAAGAGGAAGGCAGAGAGCGCGGGCAGGGCCCAGCUGUCGGGCCUGGUCGUGGUGAAGAAGACGAAGACGGCCGCGGCRGGGAGCACGGGGCAGGGCCCCAGCCCAGGUGCCCCGGAGAGCAAGAAGACCGCAGACCCCGCACCCCACACGCCUGGCACCUCCUCCCUGAGCCAGCUGGGCACGUACGGGGACAGUGGGGACAGCGACAGCAGCAACUGAGAGCCCCACCCAGGCCCAGGGCAUCGCAGGUCUCGGUGCGGCCCUCCGAGGCGGGAGCUGCUCAUGGUCUGGGCUGGAGGCUCCACACGACCUGGGCCACGGGCAGCAGCAGCAGCGUCAACCCAGGCCGAGGGCCAGCGAGGCUGCGGGGGACUCGGUUUCUCUGCCGCCUGCAGCGGCCCUGCAGCACCUCCGGGUUCCUUCCCACCUGCAGGGUCCAGGGUUGAGCUCCUGCAAGCCCAGUGCCCGCAGCCUCCUGGCCUGAGGGCAGCCGUGUUCUGGGAUGGGGGCGUCCUUCCCUACUUGGCUCCAUCCCUCGCCCCAUAGAACUAUCUAGAACCAAUAAAAGGGCCUUGCCGCACUGGCCGGCACCUUCUCUCUGCCAGGAUCCAGCAGGGUUUGGGGUGGCCCUGGGCUCCACGGGCCCCGCCUACCACAGUUGGUGCCCGGAUCCCUUGUCUGUUCCUUUGCUGUUGAGGUCGGGCCCUUUAUAAAGAAUUUGUUUGGUUCACAGUCCCCGAGGCUUGGCUCUGGCAAGGGCCACCGUAACCGCGUUGCCUAGCGUGUGGCAUCACAUGUGGCAGGAGUGGGUGCCAGAGGGACAGGUCACACGGUGAGCUGGGAGCAGAGCUGGGGAGGCCCGGCUCACCCUGGGGUGGCCCAGGUCUGGGAGACAGCAGUUCCUUCCAGGGACCGCCCUGUGACCAGCCACCUCCACCUUCCCUGCUCAGGACGCUCCCCACACAUGAGCCACACCCAAUCACAGCAGCAUCCCUCCUGGGGACAGGUGGCUGCCUGCUGGGGUGGGCCGUCCCCCUGUGCAGGUGUCUCUGGGACCCUCGGAGGUGGGACUGCAGGCGGGAGGAGGUGCGUGCUGGUGGCUGGGGCGCCCCAGGGUAGAGGGGCUGGGAGGAGCGGUGCUGGCGGGCCCGGGAGGCCCCAGGUUCAUCCCAGCACCCAAAAAUAAGUAAAUAGAAAAGGGGGAGAGGAGGGGGC